AGAGACGCCACUGGUGAAGUCAUCGAACAGUUCGUCUGUGUUUAUUUUUCUCAAAAAGGCACUUUUUCUCAGGAAAAAUGCCUCUGUUUGACUCUGUAAUGCAAGAAAAGCCCGCUGUGGUCUUUGAGAUAGGUUCCGCAUAUACAAAGUUAGGAUUCGCUGCUGAGGCCCAUCCCAGAUUCAUCCUUCCCACGGAAGUUUUGGACCCCAACACUGGCAAGGCCACAAAUCUUUUCUCAUUCCACGGAACAGAGCUCUACGAUAAAGUGGUCACAUUCCUCAAUGAGCUGUUCUUCAAGUACGUUCUCGUGAGUCCCAAGGAUCGACGGAUCGUUGUGGUGGAGAGUGUGCUCUGUCCAACGGAGUUCCGGGAGUGUCUCGCCAAGGCAUUCUUCAAGCACUUCGAGGUGUCUCUGGUGUUCUUCGUGCCGACGCAUCUGGUAAUCCUCACCACAUUGGCCGUGAGCACUGCUCUGGUAAUUGACUUGGGAUUCAAGGAAGCCGUCGUGCUGCCAGUCUACAGCGGAGUGCAAGUGCUGCACGCCUGGCAAGCUCAGCCGCUGGCUUCAGAAGCUAUUCAUAGCGAGAUUCGGCGCCAGUUGCUCGCGUCAGGAGUCACAGAAUCUCUCCUGACGGAGGAUUUGAUUGAGAAUGUCAAAGUAAGAACUUGCUUUGUGACGAAAUUCGACCGGGCGAUGAAGUAUCGCGAGGGAAAACCUCCAACACCGUGUCCGGACGUUGAAUAUCCCGCUGGCGGGAAAGAAGUCAUCAAAGUCAGCGGAGAGCUGAGAGAAACCGCAUUCGAAGUGCUUUUUCCGGAAGACAAUGAUCAUCUGGGCUUACCUUACUUAAUCUUGGAAGCAAUUCUAAAGUGUCCUCUGGAUAUGAGACGCCAAUUGUCGGAGAAUAUUGUUUUGAUUGGGGGAACAGCGAUGAUUCCUGGCUUGACUGCGAGACUUCAGGAGGAAUUGAAGCAUUUGCUGGACAGCGAUCUCUACAAGGGGAAACUCUUCCUCCAGUCGUUCAAAUUUCACACUCCUCCCGCGAAAGCGAACUUCACCGCCUGGCUGGGAGGCUCAAUCUACGGAGGAACAGACCUGCUCAUAUCGCGAUCCCUCACGAAGGAGGCGUACAGCAAAAAUCCACGCGUUCCGGAUUGGACGCACCUAGACGACAAGAGGAGUCACGGCAGCAACUGAGGAAAACAC
Phlebotomus argentipes is the source of this 1208-nucleotide messenger RNA. It is a transcript of the gene Arp10, whose product is annotated as actin-related protein 10. The transcript has 2 exons. The coding region runs from base 78 to 1199 and encodes 373 amino acids. Gene Ontology annotation, biological process: retrograde axonal transport of mitochondrion. Lineage: Eukaryota; Metazoa; Arthropoda; Insecta; Diptera; Psychodidae. The record is from RefSeq and is a predicted model, not a curated record.